AUGCAGCCCGCAAGGCGUUCUAGGCAGCGCGACAUUCGAGAUAUGGCGGAUACCGUGGCGCGCUCGCGGCUAGAUUACCUGUGGGCGGCAGUUGUGGUAGAGAAUGACCUCGCCUUCAAUGUAUCCAAGUCGAAGGCGCUACAAGCCUUCGUUGACGCGGCCGUCGCCUUCGCGAAGCCGUACACACUCCCCACCCCUUACAAGGUGUCCGGCCCGCUCCUCGAAAGGCUACGGGCCGACUCCGAGGACCUUGUGCGGCCGAUUAAGGAGUCAUGGAAGACGUCCGGGUGCAGUCUCUCGGUGGACGGGUGGACGUGCCUCAAGUCCCGCGGGAUGGUGUGCGUCAUCGCCCACAACGACACCGCGCCCGUGAUUGUCAACAUCGUGGACUCAAAAACCGCCAAGAAAACAGGGGACUACCUCGCUGGUCUCAUCGAAUCCGCGAUCCUCAGUGUGGGGAAGAACCUCGUGGUCCAGGUCGUAAUGGACAACGCCUCGAACAACCGAGCCGCGGCUAAGAAGCUUGAGGUCGACUUUCCCCAGGUUUUUUUCACCAACUGCGUGGCCCACUGCUUGGACCUCAUGCUUCACGACCUAGGCAACAUUACGGCCGUCAAGCGCGUUUUGGAGCAAGUUCACCGGGUCGUCAUGAUGAUCAAGGGGAGCGCCUCCGCCGUCGUGCUUUUCCGCGAAUUUUUCACCAAGCUUGCCUUGGUGCGGCCGGGUGCGACGCGUUUCGGAACCCAAGUCAUCAUGUUGCGCCGAUUCCUAGAGGUGAAGAAAGCUCUCCGUGCCAUGGUCAUCAGCGAGGAAUGGGAAGUGGUGCCGGUGGCGCGACAGCCUGAGGGGCAGGAGGUGCGGAGGCUUCUACUGGAUGACGUGUUUUGGGAGUGUGCUAUGGCGGUUCUCAACCUCCUCACGCCGGUUUAUGAAGUGCUGCGGGUUGUCGACACGCGGGCACAAAUCAUGGGCCAGCCGGUCACCUCAUCCGAGGUGGAGCGGUUCUGGUCCAACCUUGCACGUGUGCAGAGACGGGACCGCAACCGCAUCUCCGUGAAGAAGAUGACGGAUGUCACCUUCGUGGCCUUCACCAGGAGGGCCCGCGAUGCAUUCGAUCGCAAAUCUGAGGCCCGUGCUAAGUUGUAUGCCGACCUUACCAACGGAACCCUCAAGGAGGGCAGUGCCGUCUCCCCAGCAGCAAUGGAAGAAGAGGGAGGGGUGGCUGAAGAGGAGGGAGCCGAGGUGGAGUGCACCAUUGAUUGGAACGAAUUUGGGAGCAUCGGUAAGAAGAAGAAGAAGAAGAAGAAGAGGGCGGGUGAGUGCUCCAAGAGGAAGAGGAAGGAGAAGGGGAAAAGUGCAUGCAUGCGGAAGGCGAAAGGAAAGCGUGCAGAGGAGGAGGAGGAGGAGGAUGAGGAGGCAGAAAGCAGUGGGCAGGAGGAAGCACCCUCCAAGCGUGCUAAGGGUGUCCAGCCCUGGGACCGCAGUGAUGGUGAGAGUGGGGAGGAGGAGGAGGAGGAGGAGGAGGAGGAGGAGGAGGAGGAGGAGGGGUAG
This is a messenger RNA of Closterium sp. NIES-65, 1551 nucleotides long. Lineage: Eukaryota; Viridiplantae; Streptophyta; Zygnematophyceae; Desmidiales; Closteriaceae. The record is from the annotation of a GenBank genome assembly.